GGAGUAUGCCUCCAUUUGAAUCAACUAAUGGCAUGUUCAAAUUCGCUUACACAUACUUAACUUAUGGCCGUUAAUGUCUUUCGGCGACUUUAUCCCCACAAAUACUGACUGAAUCUACUUCCGUGUUCUAACUGUUCGAGUUUGUUCCCGACACCAACCGGUAUUUUUCGUUGAGGUUCAUCAUUAAGCCGUGUUCAAUCUGGGUUCAUAAGGCGUGUUUAAUCUAGCUUUUCUUUGUCUAUCAUAUAGACAUUCAACGUUCCGCCAAGAUGACGAAUAUCGCUAUGGAAACAGCCGGUAUGUCUUCAUCUUCUGUAGAUUUCAAUAACAUGAGUGAUACCAUGGAUUAUUCUCGAGACCACGUGUGUAAUGCAUCCUCUGUGCAGGCUUUUGUGAACACCCUCAUGCAACCCAAUCAGACUUGGUUUUGGGUCUAUCUAGUGCUCUUCAUCAUCUUUACGUUUGGUUCAGGCCUGUACUCGGCCCUCACAACCAGCUUCUUCUCCCAAGACGUCACCAGACUCGAGGUAUGUCUCCGCCAGGGUUGUCCGAGCGAAAGGGACUACGCCACCCGGGUCAUGCGGCUUCUGAAGUACCCCAAUUUGCUGAUCGUUACCCUCAAUAUGGGGAAUGUAGCCGCCAUCGUGUGCCAGCCCAUCGUCCUUGCUUACAUCAUAAGCCCGGCAUUGUCCAUCCUGGUGUCGGCUGUGACCGUCUUUAUCUUCAAUAAGAUACUCCCACAACUGAUUGGCGACCGGCAUGGCCUAGUCCUGGCAGCUAAUAUGACAUGGUUUGUCUAUCUGUCUAUUGCCGGUUUUUUCAUCUUGGCUUGUCCCGUCGCCAUGCUACUAUCAGUAGUUCUUGGGAAAAGAAAAGAUAGAUUCUACGAGAGAUCGGAACUGAAGGCCCUGAUAGAACUUCAGAUGACGUCCCCAGACGCCGCAGCUGAGCAACACACCCUGAGUCCUCAUGAGGUCCUCAUCAUCAAGGGCGCACUGGAUGCUGAGAGUAAGGUUGCCAUGGAUGCAAUGAUACCACUGGAUAAGGUCAGCAUGCUGGACUAUGAUGGUGUCUUUGAUCGCAAAACCAUGCACAUGCUUGCAUCACAGAAGUUCUCUCACGUUCCAGUCUACAUGAACCAUCGUAAAAACAUCAAAGGCGAGUUCGUGGUCAAAGACCUAAUCCUCCUGGAUCCCAAUGACAAGGGGCUGAUCUCACAGUCUUUUGAUAGAUACGGUCGGUCCCUCAACUUUAUCCCGUCUAAUCGACCCAUCUAUGAUAUCUUUGAUGAUAUGAAUCUUGGGCGUUACCGAAUUGCCGCCGUUUUCGACACUCAUACCGGAACCGUCGUUGGUUUCCUGACCCUUCAGAACGUAUUGGACGUGAUCUUAGGACAGACUCGAACCCCAGGCCACCAGGACUCCCUGAGUAAGACGAAGGCGGUCCAGUCAUGGAGGCAGCUUGCGAUCGAACGCCGCAAAUCACUUCCCACUAGCAAUGCCUCCGAGGACUCGAAUCGUCAACUGACAGAGAAUACCCCUUUAUAUGAAGUGCCAUGACCUUGAAGAUGGGAAGGAUUUUUUUAAAGACCUCACGCUAGUUUUACUAUGUUCUAACAUGGAUGGGAUGCCGCCAAGAAGAUAGACACAAGAUUUUGAGAUGGUGCAUCUUCCAAAGACAUUUUCACCUCUUUUACACGGGGAACGAAAAAUAAAAAACUUUUCUGCCAGGAGGCAUAGCUGAUAUUAAAUAAUGAUGUAACCGUUUAUUUCGUGGGUAGGGACUGGAGGCUUCAAUUCACUUACAAUUCCAUUUAUUCAUUUUAUAGAAUUAUUAACAAAACUAAGUUAACCCGUCGACUUUUGAAUUAUCUAAUUCCUAUAGACUUAACACAGGGACCACUCGGUUCCAGUAAAGCAAUGGGUAAAUAUAUACGUUAGCAGAGAGAGAGAGAGAUGGAAAGGAUUUAAUACUAUGGAACGCUAUACACAAACGACGGCACAGUGAUGAAGCCUGGAUUUGCCUCUGAGGGAGAUAAGGGGUUGAUUUACCCUCUAUUCCAAAUACCUGUCGGGUGUUCGGAAAAUAAGAAUUGUUAUAAACAUGGGUCAGCAGAUUAAAGCCUGAUAUUAUGUAUAUUGCAACGAAAAUUCACAUCCCCUGUCUGUUUUAUUUACCCAUAGGCUAAUUUAGUCCAGCACCCUAUCACCCUCGUCCACGGUAUAAAUGGAAUAUGCCCCUUUUCAGGUCUUAAACUGGAAUUAAAUGGGCACCUUUUUCGAAAUAAUGUUACAUUUAUAUUUUUCACUUGUAUAGCGCCAUCUGGAAGUGAACACUGUACGUGUAGGACAAAGUAUGUUGUUUCAGCUUUGGGAUCUAAAACACUAUUCCAUUUCCAUUUACGUUGUUUGGGGCAUUUGAAACGACCGAUAAAGACAAACAUCAUUAUUAUCUGUAUAAUAUAUAUAUAUUUGUUUUAAUUAGAUAGGAAAUUUAUUAAAGUUGCUUGCAAUUGUGGCAUUUCCCUAAGCCUGUCAAUGCAAACGCACAAGCCAUAUUUUUAAAGCAAAUUAUGACUCUCCUUGUCUCAUAACUAUCCAAUAAAUGUUAUUCGAAACAGUUUCAAGUGGAUUCCUUUGAUUUUAAUUUUUAUAUGUUUCACUGGAAAGAAUUGAGAUACACAUCUUGAUGAGAUGAGAUGAGAUGGUAAUCCACAUGAUCAGUUUAGGGAUAGGUGUUUCUGAACGUUUAUUACACACAUUUCAAAGUCCUAUCUGUAACUCUGACACUCUUUUAGACAAAUUACGAAUGUGUCUUCCUUCGUUGGCGAAUAAAACUUUGGCCUACAUUAUUAUUCAAGCGUGGGGGCAAAUUAGAUCCGAUUCCACCCCCCCCCCCCCCCAUAUAAGAAAAUAACCGGCGGCGCCCCUGACUGCCUUUGUAGCACUGUCGAACUCGUCAAUAUCUCUUGCAACAAAUUUAAGAGUGAAUUCGAUAAUUUACCUAGAAAUUGUCAUUUAAAGAGAAGGUCGAGAUGCUUGACUAUGCACUAACAUGACAGGUGACCACCCCCCCCCCCCCCCCUCCCCAUGAAGACAGACAUGGUGCGCAUGGGCAACUAAUUUUGAUAAAGGUUGAGAAAGAAAACAAAAUUGUUAGCUUUUUCUCAUUCUCUUUAUGUCACUUUGGACGAAUCUUAUAUUAAAAAUAUUUCCCAGUAAAGGACCCUCAAAUGGGAAAUAUGACGAGAAAUAACCGACUCUUUUUAAACCACACAUAAUAUGCCACUUUUGUGCGUGUUAGCGUAUAAUUAUAGUUACCAUAAUAGACCUACCGAUUUCUGUGUACUAUUAAAUCGUGUGAUUUUGCAGUAA
This is a messenger RNA of Strongylocentrotus purpuratus (purple sea urchin), 3374 nucleotides long. Its product is annotated as DUF21 domain-containing protein At5g52790. The transcript has 8 exons. Gene Ontology annotation, biological process: magnesium ion homeostasis. The record is from RefSeq and is a predicted model, not a curated record. The coding region runs from base 270 to 1559 and encodes 429 amino acids. NCBI's taxonomy places the organism in Eukaryota, Metazoa, Echinodermata, Echinoidea, Camarodonta, Strongylocentrotidae. Gene Ontology annotation, cellular component: intracellular membrane-bounded organelle.